Messenger RNA from Trichomycterus rosablanca, 1898 nucleotides. RefSeq names its product small nuclear RNA activating complex, polypeptide 1b (gene snapc1b). Gene Ontology annotation, cellular component: snRNA-activating protein complex. Gene Ontology annotation, biological process: snRNA transcription by RNA polymerase III; snRNA transcription by RNA polymerase II. Lineage: Eukaryota; Metazoa; Chordata; Actinopteri; Siluriformes; Trichomycteridae. Bases 19 to 1071 code for a protein of 350 amino acids. Gene Ontology annotation, molecular function: sequence-specific DNA binding. The record is from RefSeq and is a predicted model, not a curated record. The transcript has 10 exons.
AUUCGUUCUAAAUAAAACAUGGAAUAUUAUAAAGACAAAUUAAAAACAGACUGUGAGGAAAUACUCCGUCGUUUCCAAGCCACAGCGUCCGUCAGGUUUGAGGAGUUUUCAGCCAUUUGGAGAGAAAUGAAGUUUUCGCAUGUAUUUUAUGGUCUGUUGGAGCUUAAUGCAACAAGAAACUUCACCCGACUGGCUCUGUCUACAGCGUAUCCGUACCUCCUCCCUCCGUACUCCUUCCAGAUCCGUGUAGGAGGUCUUUAUCUUCUUUAUGGCCUCUACAAUGCUCAGCUCAUCACUCCUAAAGAGAAGAUCCGGUUGGCUCUGAAGGACUGGGAUGACCUGAUGCGCUUCAAAAGGGACGCAAUUGAUGCACAACACUACGAUGUUGGGUAUAUCCUUAAAAAACUCCAGUCUGAUAAAGCCUUCUGUUUCACAGCCAUGCCCAAACCGCUAUGCUUUACGGUGAAGAAGAAGAGGAUAGAAAGGAGGGAGCCGCUGUGCGAAUCGUUUGUAGAUCGACCGUCCCGGCCACAAGAGCUCAUCAGCUCAGACAUGCUUGAGGAAUUGGCUAAUGUACAUGAGCAUUAUGAAGGUCUGAAAAAAGCGGUGUCCGUACAGCCGGAUCAGUCUGAUCUAAAUCUGAUCAAACAGAAUCUGGAACCAAGAUUGCGCAAUUCUGUGCUCACUUUCUACAACUGGCAGCAGAACCAAACCAAUCAGGAUGAUGGAGAUGCAGGAGAAGGAACAUCCAGCCAAGAUGAGAGUUCACGCAGAGCACAGCUCCUUGCUUCAAUAAAAUCCAGAUCUUACGGACAGGCUGUUGAGGCUUCUAAGUCCCGACGCCACAGACAAAUAGAGCUAACAUCAGCUGCCACAGAGCCUACCCAGAGAACGUCGACCUGUAAGAGGCCUCUGUCCCUGAAGGAGCACACAGAGACUUGCCUAAUGACCGAUGACCUGAACAAAGAGCUGCUGAGUUCCACCAAGUUAUGGCGUCUCACCAACACAGAAAACGAGAACACUGAAGAGAAAAAGAAAAGAAGAUUCAACUGGAAAGAGUCAGCAAGGUGAUGCCUGACAGACUGACCGGAGCGAUCGUACCGGCUUUGUGGGUCAUAACAGAUGCUGCUUAUGGGUAAUAUUUGACUGGAUGCUGCUGUCACAGGCCUUAACAGCAUUCAGGUACACCAGGCUGUGAUUGGUCAUAUUUAUUUGUAAGUGCUCAUGAGUGGUCUCCUGAUUGGUGACAUGUACACAUCCUGUUUUGAAUAUGUAUACCUGGACGAGCUUAUGCAGCUUUGCAAGUUUUUAGAAAUCCCAUGACGGGUCAAGUCUGAUGGGACUGGUUGUGAUGGGUCGUGUUCAAUGCAACAGACUUGUGAUCGAUGUAAUGGGUCACUUCUGAUUAGACAGUAUUUUGAAAGGUCUCAUGAACAGCUGAGCUUGUGAUGGGUAACAUCUGAUUUUAAAGGCCUGUGGUGGUGAGUCAUGUCUGAUAAGACAAACUUACCUGUUAUCUUUUAUUCAGCAAGCUUAUAGUGGAGCAGAUGAUCAGAUGGACAAACUUCUUCUGGGUCAUGUUUAACAGGAAGGACUUGUGACUGGUCACCUGCUGUGUUUUGUUUAUUAGACGACUUGUGAGCUGUCAUGUUUGAACCGGGUCCUGAUUUUAUAUCACUGCUUUUAUCUUUGUUUUUAAAAUAGUCAUUUUCUUAAUUUGAUUCAUUGUUUUACUGAUAGAUUGAUUAAUGCAUGUGGAUUUAGAGACUACAAACUGAAACAUGCUGUAUGUUUGCAAGGAUAUGUUUUAACUUGUUUUAAAACACUGGUUUAAAAAUGUUUCUGUAAAAAAAGUUAUUAAUGUUCAUCUUACUGUAUUUUAGAUAAAAGAUCUUAUG